ACAACCUAACAAUUAAGAAACACAUGUUCGAUUAAAUAAGCCUCGCGUCACAAACAAGCCAUUCCAUAUUUUUGUAGACCAAAUUCGACACUCACUUUGAUUUCCAAACUAACACUCCUCACUUGGUUAUGGCGAAAAAAAACACAACUUCGCCACCUGCUGGAGAAUACAGAUUUCGCGCUCAGUUAUCCCUCUAGCAUCGCCUCUUCCUCAUAUACUAUCGUUCUUCAUUUUCAGCGGUCAUUAAUUUCUGUGCUUCUUCUAGCUAACCUUCUGAGAUCAUGCAUCGACUUCAGCACUUGGCAAAUAGAUCAUUGAUUGCACGUGUUUUUAACCAGUCUCCAGCCCUUGUGCGGACAAAGGCUCGGGAAACCUCAUGUUUAGUGCAGUCCAUACGACUCAAAACACAAGGACCCGUUGAACAGUAUGGACAGAAGAGAUUCAGUACAGCGGAGGCAACCGUGGUUUUAAGAGAGAAUGGCAAGAUGCGAGAAAAGAGUCUGACCAUGGACACCCUCAAUCCGCAAGUGAAAGCGGUGGAGUACGCUGUGAGAGGACCCAUUGUCACGAAGGCUGGUGACAUCGAGAGAGGCUUGCAACAGGGUCAGAAACACCCCUUCACUGAGGUCAUCAAAGCCAACAUUGGAGAUUCACAUGCCAUGGGGCAGAAGCCAAUCACCUUUCUCCGUCAGGUGGUGGCUCUCUGCUCAUUCCCAGAGCUGUUGGACAGCUCUAUUUUCCCGGAUGAUGCCAAACAACGUGCCCGUCGCAUUCUACAGGGCUGUGGGGGACAGAGCUUGGGGUCAUACAGUGCCAGCCAGGGAGUGGACUGUAUUCGGCAGGACAUUGCUGUCUACAUCGAGCAACGGGAUAAGGGUGUGCCUGCCGACUGGGACAAUAUUUACCUCACCACCGGAGCUAGUGAUGGCAUCGUGAGCAUCUUGAAGAUGCUGGUGUCGGGCCAGGGCCGGUCCAGGAGUGGUGUGAUGAUCCCCAUCCCUCAGUACCCCCUAUACUCUGCAGCCAUCUCUGAGAUGGAGGCCGUUCAGAUCAACUACUACCUGGACGAGGACAACUGCUGGGCCCUGGAUAUCAACGAGCUCCACAGAGCCUACCAGGCUGCCAAGGAGCACUGUCACCCCAGAGUCAUCUGCAUUAUCAAUCCAGGCAACCCUACCGGUCAAGUGCAGAGUAAGAAGUGCAUCGAGGAAGUCCUCCACUUUGCCUACGAGGAGAAUCUGUUUGUUAUGUCCGAUGAGGUGUAUCAGGACAACGUGUACUCCCCAGACUGUCAGUUCCACUCCUUUAAGAAGGUGCUCUAUGAGAUGGGCCCUGAGUACUUCAACACUGUCGAGCUGGCCUCAUUUCACUCCACCUCCAAAGGCUACUCAGGAGAGUGUGGGUUUAGAGGAGGCUAUAUGGAGGUUCUCAACCUCGACCUGGAGGUCAAGGCCCAGCUGGUGAAGCUGCUUUCUGUUCGACUGUGUCCCCCUGUCUCUGGACAGGCUGCCAUGGAUGUCAUCGUCAACCCUCCUCUGCCACACGAACCCUCCUAUCUCCAGUUCCACAAGGAGAAGAGUGCUGUGCUUGGAGCUCUGGCUGAGAAGGCCCAGAUGACUGAGCAGAUCCUCAACACGGUGCCUGGGAUCAAAUGUAACCCUGUGCAGGGAGCCAUGUACGCCUUCCCACGCAUCUUCAUCCCCCCACGAGCUGUGGAGGAAGCCAUGUCCCUGGGAAUAUCUCCUGACAUGAUGUACUGUCUGAGACUGCUUGAGGAGACUGGCAUCUGCCUCGUUCCAGGCAGUGGCUUCGGCCAGAGGGAAGGGACGUAUCACUUCAGAAUGACCAUUCUGCCCACGACAGAGAAGCUGAAGGUGCUCCUGGAGAAGCUCCGGGAUUUCCACAUCAAGUUUCUGAAGGAGUACGCGUCAUUGGAGGAACCCAAGAGAUGAGAGCACAGAGGAUGACACACCGGACGCACUGAAACAGUUCAGAUAGUCCCAGUUUGAGAAUGUUUAACACACAAACAAAAACAGCAUUUACAGCGGUGUCGACUAACAAUGUAAAGUAAAAAAGUAACCCCUUUUUACUCUACUAGUGUAACCUAUGAUUGCUUGAAGUUUUAUCUGAUUUUAGGAACAGUACUUGUUUGAGAGACAUUUGUGCCUUUGUCAGACGAGGUAAAAGUGUGGGGAGAAACUAUGCCGUCUGUACAGAGAUGUUAAAGGGGCAAUCUGCAGUUGCUACAUACAUUUUAGGACUUGUCAAUUAAAUUGCAGUUCAAUGUACAAAUUGAUUCUUGAAGAAUACAACUUAUAAAUGCCUCAUAAGCUGUCGUACCCCAUCAGAACACAAAUAUAAGCUUUGUAAAUGUAAACAACCUAUAUAGCCUUAACAUGGUUAAAACUGUAAUAUUGAUUUCAUGGAUGAUCAGUCCUUGCAUCCAUUGCUCUGGCUAUGAAUUUGGUUACAAUUCUCCAGUCCCAUCCCUCAGAUUUUUAUUGAAACUGGCAGUGAGGACGUUUUAUUGUAACUACUGCUGAUUGCCCCUUUAACACUAAAGCAAUGUACAUUGUGAUGUACGCAAAGGUGCUCCAUUAUAGAGGAUGCACUGGGGAAUUAUUUUCUAACACUCCAUUUUGUUGUUUUUGUGCCCGGGAAGUUAUUUACACUGUUUUGUAUUUUCUACCUGUCUUGAGGCUUUUCUGUCUCCUUAGAGGCAUUUUGUGUUAGUGCUCUACACUGUGGGGCACCGUAAGUGCAAAUAUUAUCUUAGAACCAGCUGUACAUUUCCAUGUGCCAAAUGGAACUGGGGAACAGAGGUUGUUUCUGUAGGUCAUGGACUCCGGACAAUGAGUACUGCUACAUCAGCUCUUUCUGGUCUGAAAAACAGCAGGGAGGGGAUACUCCUCACCAUUUAUAACAACAUCCUGUCUCUCCAAGUCAUAAAGCUUUGAGCCUGCAUAGCUCCCUGUUGGGCACAUGUUUACCCAUAUAGUACCUGUCUAGCAUGACACUGAUCUGAGGUGUCAGAUGCACUUGGAGAGUUUUUUUUUCAAGGGGUGUGUGUGUGUGUGUGUCCCGUACUCUCUGCCUAGUUGCAGUAUAAUGUGCUUGUUAUGGAAAGAAAUGCAGUUGUUUGUGUGCUACUUUGAAAUGAGCUUAAAGGUCAAACCAAGGGAAAUGUAGGUUCUGAUAAUACUGUAUAUCGACAUGUGCCCUUAUUAGGCUAUUUAUUGCAUAGAUAGUUUACAUUUUUACUGACAGUGGCUUUAUGUCUUUCAUUCACAUUUAUAUCACACCCGAGAACGAGAAAGGGAGUACGGUGACAUCUCAGACGAUGGAGAUGGUGGGUUGAAUGCACUUCAGUGUUUUUGUUUGUAAAAUGUUUUUGGGAUCCUUCCGCCUGUGUCUCUUUCUGCACACUGCAAGCGGGAGGAAAUGUCAUUGUAAAGUGAAACACAGCAUUUACACAGAAACACUUUACAAUUUCCCUUUUUAGGUUGGAGAUGAGCAUAGUGACCCACACAAGGCAGUCUUAAAGCUUCAGUCCAGUGAAUUCAGCCAGCCGAUGAACUGUGGUUCUCUGAUACCGUAUCAUCUCAUCUCUAUUUUUGUAUGCAGUUUAAUGCUGAAUGAAGUGUUGAAGCAUUAAUGUAACCUCGGGAGCCAUUCAAUGUAUGAAACUCUUGACUGACCUCAACAUGAAUUGUUUUUAACCAUUUGACGGCAAUGGGGUGCCUUCAAUGGCAAUGAGCUGUAAUUUACAUUGAGUGACUUUUGAGAAUGUCAACAAAUUUAAUAUUUUUUUAUUAAUACUAUGACAUUUUUUAAAAUGUGCAUUUUCUGCUAAAUGUUUUCAUUUGUGUGCCUGCUUUCUUUUCAACAUUCUUUCUUCAUGAGCUGAAAGUUUACUGGAAGAAGUUUUGGGUUCAACAUCGAUGUGCUUAUAAAUAUCAAGUUUCUAACUGAAAUAAGACUUAACCCUAGUUUUAUCUUGUCAUGUUUAUGUUUUGGAUAUUAAUAAAUAAAUAAAAAAUUCAGAUUUGGAUUUCUUAUUUUGUUAUUUCUGUUGUGUUUUGUACAAUAAAUACUUUUGAGAUCC
Molecule: messenger RNA, 4105 nt
Organism: Oncorhynchus mykiss (rainbow trout)
Lineage: Eukaryota; Metazoa; Chordata; Actinopteri; Salmoniformes; Salmonidae
Product: alanine aminotransferase 2
Biological process (GO): biosynthetic process
Molecular function (GO): transaminase activity; pyridoxal phosphate binding
Source: RefSeq, a predicted model, not a curated record